UCAACAAUCGUACAGCCUCAGGUAAAGGUUUACCUGUCUCGGAUCAAUACGGAUUUUAGAUGUUAUGCUAAAUUUACCUUUAAAAGUAAUACGUGCUUUUGUAAACAACACAAGAAGCCGUUUAUGUUAAAGAAGUGACAAUAAAUGUAAUACAGUUUGUGUAUGUGUUAAUUAUCAAAAUGGUGGACAAUUGCAAGAUAUUUGCUUCUAGUUCAAAAGUGUUAAAAGCUACUGCCGUUCUGUUGGGCGUGGUUUUCAUCGUACAUUGUGUGGGUAUAGGAACUGAUUUCUGGGUUCAUUCUGAUCACUUCGGGGCCAGAGUUCACAGUGGUUUAUGGAGAUAUUGUUCUUGUUUCACCUUCUUCGGUGAAACUUGCUAUUGUGUCUCAUUUCACAGUCCUGCACCGGGAUGGUUGAAGGGAGUUCAGGCCCUGGAAGUGAUUGGGCUGAUUGCUAUUAUCUUUGUCGGUUUAAUGAUAUUCAUGCAGUUAUUCUUCACACAAUGUACAACCAUCAAAAUAUGGGGAAUACUUCUUAUGUUCUUUUCAGCUGUAUGUAUACUGGCUGGAGUGACGCUUUAUGGAGCUAUGAUGCUCCACGACCUAAACUUCUCUUUCGGACUCUGUGUCAUCUCCUCAAUCUUGUGCUUUGUUUGUGCAUUUCUUCUUAUUCAAGACCGAAGAAUUUCUCUAAGAAAUGCACAGGUGCCAGGUCAAGCCCGCUACGCAAGCCAGGGACAAGUUAUUCAAAGUCCUCCAGCACAAGUUGUUAUUGCCUAUUCAAACCAAACGCAGCAACCAGUUUAUCCUCCAAGUUAUGCGCAUGCCCAAUACGGACCGCCUCCUUCUUAUCCCGUUGCUAUGCAACAUGGUCAGUUUGUCCAGCAACAAGAUCAGUUUCAACAUACACAACAGAAGAACGCUGAAUGAAAUGCUGCAACAACUUAUAACAUCUUCUCAAGAUACAGUUACGAUCUUAAACAUGGAUCUAUAUGAUAAAGCCAGCGCCACAAGCGGUGUAAGAGUAAUGAUAAGAUUUUAUGUCAUAAACUCUGAUAGAAAAUCACAACGUGUAAUUUAACGAAUUGCCUUGAUGCAUAUACAGAUUUCUAAAGACAUUACAACUACAAUGGAAGAAAACACAAGAGACAGUAAGAAACCCGAAAAUGGUUUUGAUGUUUUUGUCAGAUUAUCAUUUCUAUGUUUUGCAGCUUCCAGUCCAGGGCUUUAGAUAACAUUCUUCUAUUCUUGCCCUUUUUAUUACGCUUUCAUCCACCAAGGGAGUUACAAAUAUUCAAAAUAUUCAGACGCCAUGUCUCGCGCAAAGACCACAUCCUGUAGAUCUAAGGAUGGGGGCACAUUUUGAGGUCAAAUCUGAAUGGAAUUUAUUUCGUGCCUGCCGAUAAUUGUGCCGUAUAUCAAGGGAUUUUAACUUUUCUUGGCACAACACUGUUGCCCAUAAUGAGAAAAAUGUCAUUUGCAAUACCCUGCCUUGACUUGUAGAUCAUAGAUCAGAGCCACACUUGAAAGGUCUGCCCAGUACCUCAUCCAUCCAUCUAGGGAUUGUGUUCAUGCUUGGCACAAAUGAUCCCUGUGAUCAGACAAAAUGCCUUGCAUCUUAUUUAUAGGUCAAGUUUACCAGGAGAUUAAG
Molecule: messenger RNA, 1650 nt
Organism: Mercenaria mercenaria
Lineage: Eukaryota; Metazoa; Mollusca; Bivalvia; Venerida; Veneridae
Exons: 3
Coding region: 180-929 (249 amino acids)
Cellular component (GO): membrane
Source: RefSeq, a predicted model, not a curated record